UCUAUUUACGCCGUUGUCAGAGUUGUUGUAUAUGUGUAUGUGGUUAGGAGGUUUAAUUGUGAAGAAUACUUGUUUUGACUGAAAACAAACGGUCUGAUUAUGCACUAACUUCGAAUUAGGCCUUUUCUUUUGGCCGAGACGAGAUGUAGAAGCCACAUUCCUAUUAUCAAACGGUUUCGCAGGGCGAUCUUGCUUGCAACGCCGAUAUGUGGAAUAUAAAUAUGAAUACUAUAUGGACGGGCUCCGUUGUCACGGGCCACUAUAAGCUACGUCUAGCAUGGAUUUGUCGAAGUUCGGUCAUACAGGGAUUAAAUUGAAAAGAUGAUGACAAAUCGUAUUUCGCCUUUGGAAAUCCGAGGAUUUUCAAGAGGCAAUAGCGAGCUGUUACGGCCUCUUCCGGAGAAAGCCGAAGAACCCCUACAGAUGACCUAUGUUGAGACUGUUAAAGAGGCGCUAAGUAGUUUGUACCUAUCUGAAGAUAGCAGUGAAUGCUCAACGCCAGUGAACCAAACACAUCGUACAGACGUUUCAGUAAGCAGCUUGCCAUCAGAGUCAAGCCAUGCUUGGUCUACAACUACGGGAACAUUAACUGGGAGAAGUAGUGUUUAUUCUUGGGGAAAUGAUAAUGAGUUUGAUCGAAAAGCUACUGCAUCUGUCCAAAAAAUGUUUGAGGAAAUUGAUAACAUGUUGUAUGAGGGAAAGCAUUUUGAUGGAGGGGAGGCAUUGAUGUCUGAAUGUGAAGAGUGGUGUGGUCGUUUCCCUCAUUUAAGGAUCCGAGGUGCCCAGAUUUUGCCAUCGAAUGACACUGGUACAGAACUUGUAGCUCUAGAUGAGGAUGAUCCAAGAGUGUAUGAUUACCGACCUAAAACAACAGUUGUUGACAUGGAGUCAGAGGAUCUUGCUGGAUACAUGCAAGAUUUUCAAGGACUUGCUGUACUAGGAAAUAGUGUUGAAGCGAUCUUUGGAGGGGACGAGUUUGCACCCACAGAAUACAAAGAAGAGGUUUUCGCUGAAGAUGGUUGUGUGGAAGAGUACUUUGCAUUUGACAGCUCAGGAAGUUCAGAAGAUUUCAAGAAGAAAGCUUUAUCCAAAAGCCGCCAUCACAUGGGGUAUCCACCGGUCACUCCGAAUGCUGUUGCCACAGAUACUAUCCUAAGUCAAAUAUUUGACCAGCUUUGGGGAGAGAUUAUACUUUGGUUAAGAAAUCUGCUUACUCUCUACUCGCAAAAUGUUUUACGAGGUAGUUUAUCUGAGAAGCAGCCGUUCAUACCUGAAUUAAUCAAAGAAAGUGAAAGUAUGGAUUCAAGACCAGCGUCGAGGGACCCUUUUGCUCGGACGUAUCAAGUUCGAUUGAGGUCCGGCAUAAAGUCCUCGGAUGUGAAUGGGCUAAAUGACUUAAUUACAAUACGGUCGCUACCUCUGAAGCAGAGAACAACAGUUUAUGAAAGUCGGGAAGGGACACCAGUUUGCCAGACACGUCCAGAGUCAAGCAGUGCCAUCAUGACUCGAAGUUCUUUGGGGAGAUUGUUGAGCUGGAGAAAUUCUGAUCAACACAUCAACUCAAGGAUGUCUUCAGCUAAAACGCUACGGAGAAACCCGUCGCUGCGACUUCAACCCAUUGAUCGAUCAAAAACACCAGCACUUCAGGAAAAUGAUGGUAUCGGUGAAGGUGUUCGUGGUACAAAACUUGUCACUGGAAGUGAACGUCUCCCAUCCCCCAACACAACAUCGACAUCUCCUCAACUCUGGGGAGCGCGGAACGGCACCUUGCCUCCGAUCGACAAAUCAGAAUUCUUGGACACACGACCACGUGGAAGUGCCAAGACGAAAGUUCAUUUUAAUUUACGAGCAGCGAGCGCUGCAACGGAUGACUCCAGAAAGUCUCUCAAAGAUAAGGGAGCGGCGCUAAUAGACUCAAGACCGAACACAACACACUCGUUUCGACCACCAGAAACCUCGCCAACACGCAGACAUUCCACGCCGAUGGGUGGUGUCAGCGGUCCUGGUGGUCAAUUACGUCCCGCAGGCUCAUUUGGAUACAGCGGACAAAGCAUGGUAACGGGGAUCACCGGGGUCAGUAUGCCCAUAUCCAACUAUCACCCCUCAACUGAACACGGUAUCCAAGGACAUCAACAGUUGUACUACCACGUGGAAGAUAGUGCCUUGGAUGAAGAAACGGAUGAUUUUGACGAUACAAUACAAUGGAGUCAAUAUCAGCCACCGAGCACGAGUAACACUCGAAGAGGACGUUAUUACAGCUCAAUAAGGUAACACAUCAAGGAAUAUUUCCAACUGACUACCUAAACUCCGUGGUCAGUUCCAGAACACACAAUGUUGUGCCUGUUGUGGUUGCGCCGACUACUGUCGAGUACCCGUGAAUUUAGCGAAGUCUGUGAUGGGUAAAUGAUUUUACACUAAGAACACUACGUCUCCAUAACGGUAUAACCAGCUGUAUUCCAUCCGGACAUCUUCUGUCCGAGACGGUAUGCAUGUAGUAUCACAUUCAAGAGCCGCGAAAAGUCGAAUGGCCAAGGACAGUACACUUCGGGAUUUAAUUACCCUAAAUGCAGGCACGAUGUGAACCGCUGACAUCGAAAUGUGUAAUGGCACAUGGCGCUAGUACCGGCCGACACAACCUCGCGCAAUGGGCGUUAAAUGUGACGUCAGUCUGGCAAUCACUUCGACGAAAUAUCCAAAUCCAAAUUGUGAAGUUGGACCGAUAACCAGAAUUAGGGCAAUUUUCGGAGAUACUCUACAUUGCCCUAAUCAUAACGAGCCUUUAUGAAAGUCUCAACAGGGCGUGCUCUGUAAAUGUAUUUUGGCUACUAGAUGAAGAACAUUGCUAGUGGCGCCUGUAAGUCUCAAGGCAAUUUGACAACACGAAAGCCUAAAGAAUGCUCGCGUUAAUUAUAUAAUGUAAAUAAUCGUUAUCCGUACGAAAUUCACGCGAAACUGCAAAGACAAUGUACAGAUGCAUGUGUAUAUAUAAGUUAAUUUAGCGCGUAAACUUCAAUUAAAGUGCGUUAACUAUAAAUAUAUAUAUUAUUAAAAAAUAUUACCGCGCAUAAUUUCAAACUUCAAAGACAAAUAUAU
This is a messenger RNA of Dendronephthya gigantea, 3093 nucleotides long. RefSeq names its product protein FAM149B1-like. The coding region runs from base 322 to 2271 and encodes 649 amino acids. The record is from RefSeq and is a predicted model, not a curated record. The transcript has 20 exons. NCBI's taxonomy places the organism in Eukaryota, Metazoa, Cnidaria, Anthozoa, Malacalcyonacea, Nephtheidae.